AUGCGUCCUGGUCCCCCGAGGACCAACGAAGACCUGCAGCUGCUAUUGAACAGGAGGCGCCCUCCCAACAGGGGGCAGCAGAGAGCCAGACCCCCAGAGGAGCAAGACCCUCAGAGGAUCAAGACCCCAGAGGAUCAAGACCCCAGAGGAGCAAGAACCCCAGAGGAUCAAGACCCCAGAGGAUCAAGACCCCAGAGGAGCAAGACCCCAGAGGAUCAAGACCCCAGAGGAUCAAGACCCCAGAGGAUCAAGACCCCAGAGGAGCAAGAACCCCAGAGGAUCAAGACCCCAGAGGAUCAAGACCCCAGAGGAGCAAGACCCUCAGAGGAUCAAGACCCCCAGAGGAGUAAGACCCCAGAGGAUCAAGACCCCAGAGGAGCAAGAACCCCAGAGGAUCAAGACCCCAGAGGAUCAAGACCCCAGAGGAGCAAGAACCCCAGAGGAUCAAGACCCCAGAGGAUCAAGACCCCAGAGGAUCAAGACCCUCAGAGGAUCAAGACCCCCAGAGGAGUAAGACCCCAGAGGAUCAAGAACCCAGAGGAUCAAGAACCCCAGAGGAUCAAGACCCCAGAGGAGCAAGAACCCCAGAGGAUCAAGACCCCAGAGGAGCAAGAACCCCAGAGGAUCAAGACCCCAGAGGAGCCAGACCCCCAGAGGAGCAAGACCCCAGAGGAGCAAGAACCCCAGAGGAGUAAGACCCCCAGAGGAGUAAGACCCCAGAGGAGCAAAACCCCCAGAGGAUCAAGACCCCAGAGGAUCAAGACCCCAGAGGAUCAAGAACCCCAGAGGAUCAAGACCCCAGAGGAGCCAGACCCCCAGAGGAGCAAGACCCCAGAGGAGCCAGACCCCCAGAGGAUCAAGACCCCAGAGGAUCAAGACCCCAGAGGAGCCAGACCCCCAGAGGAUCAAGACCCCAGAGGAGCCAGACCCCCAGAGGAGCAAGACCCCCAGAGGAUCAAGGCCCCAGAGGAGCCAGACCCCCAGAGGAACCAGACCCCCAGAGGAACCAGACCCCCAGAGGAGCAAGACCCCCAGAGGAACCAGACCCCCAGAGGAAGGAGCAGGACCCCCGAGAGGAGCAAGACCCCCAAGAGGAGCAGGACCCCCCAGAGGAGCAAGACCCCCAAGAGGAGCAGGACCCCCGAGAGGAGCAAGACCCCCAAGAGGAGCAAGACCCCCAAGAGGAGCAGGACCCCCGAGAGGAGCAAGACCCCCAAGAGGAGCAGGACCCCCCAGAGGAGCAAGACCCCCAAGAGGAGCAGGACCCCCGAGAGGAGCAAGACCCCCAAGAGGAGCAGGACCCCCAAGAGGAGCAAGACCCCCAAGAGGAGCAAGACCCCCAAGAGGAGCAGGACCCCCGAGAGGAGCAAGACCCCCAAGAGGAGCAGGACCCCCGAGAGGAGCAAGACCUGUGACUCAGGGACUCAAACUCCGUGUCUGGCCGUCAGCUCUCUGGCGCCCCCCUGUGGCGGCCUCUGA
Pseudoliparis swirei is the source of this 1479-nucleotide messenger RNA. Its product is annotated as neurofilament heavy polypeptide-like. Bases 1 to 1479 code for a protein of 492 amino acids. The transcript is spliced from 2 exons. The record is from RefSeq and is a predicted model, not a curated record. Lineage: Eukaryota; Metazoa; Chordata; Actinopteri; Perciformes; Liparidae.